AUGGGAGUGGCUGAAGGCGACGAAUGGGUGUGGGCGGAGCAUGGCGGUGAAGCUAUUGAGGGCGGAGGCAAUUGGGCGGACUUAUGGGCGUUAAUUGAAGGGUCGGGCGGGGUUACGGGGCACGUGGCUAGGACGGACAGCGAAACUGGCGGCACCGCUGCGGCACCUGCAGAAGCAGGCGCGGACAGCUCCUUUUCGGGAUCCAGGGCCAAUCUUGUUCCGGCAGCUGCGGAGCAGAUUCCUUUCAGAUUCUCGGGAUUCGACGCCAUGGAUCGCGUGGUCUCGUGGACGGAUUUAAACACGAGUUUUAACGCGGUCAGGCCGGAAGGUGCAGCGGCCUCGCCGAUGGUCGGCACUAGCGGGCAGGUUCACUUGAAUGAGCUCUCUGCGGCGGACGAAACGCCCGGCGAUGCCUGUGCUGGGCCCAGUGACCCUCUCGAUAGUGUCGUCGCCGCGCCGGGAAUGCCUGCAGGAGUCGCGGAAGAGCAACUGUGCGACGAGUUGGGCUGGUGGGCGAACGGCGUUUGUCGGACCGACGUUGCGACGGUGGCAGCGGCGGGCGAGGAGACAGCGGCCGAGGCGCGGAUGGCGGACGGCGGAGCCGAUGACUGCAGUACCGCGCUGCGUUCCACGACCCCGCAGUCCAAACCGGGCCGCGAUCAUGAAGGCACGGCAGCGAGCAUGCAGCCAUGGGCAGCGGAGGGGGCUGUCGGAGCCAGCGCAGCGGGUAGUCGCAGCACCAGCGCCGCCCCACCGUCCACGCCCACCUCCUCCCCCCCGCCCGACCUCGCUUCUUCCGCCACCACUGCCGGCACCCCCACUCCUUCCUCGUGGCCGGGCGUCGGGGCUUGGGGGAGGGCGGAGGGGCGGGCGAUCCAGCGGGAGGUUGGGGGAGGCUUGGCGGGCGGAGGACGAGAGAGCGGGACGGCUGGGCGGGCUCCGGAAGAAAGCGGAGAAAGGGGAACGUGCGCUAGCGCGGAAGGAGAAAGGGGGAACGCUGGCCUGGGAGGCGCAGAGGGGCUGGCCGCGGGGGGGACGGAGAGUCGGGUGGAAGCGCGCGGGAGAGAGGGCAGGAAAGUGAGUAGCUGGGAGUGUAGGCGAGUGGAGUGGGGGAGCAGAGGCGCGGAAGCGGCGCAAGAGGGCGACGUGGAUUUGAUGGAGCUGUCGCGACGGGCGGACGGGGGAGGCGGGGGGGGCGGAGGGGGCACCAGCAGGGGCAGGAGCGGGGACAGCAGCGGGGUCCGCUGCGCGGCGCAAAACGGCGGAGUGGUGCGCGCGGCGGGACGCGGUGAUACCGAGGCGCGAGAGCUUGUGCCGCCAGAUACGUGCGCAGCAGGGGCGGCGAGCUUGGCGGAAGAAGCGGCGGAGGGGCAGGGCAUGCGGGGGGAAAAAGGGGGUGAGGGCGAGGAGGCGGAGGGCGGGGCGGGCAGUGGCGCGGGGUCGGAUGUGGACUGCUUGGAGAUGGUGUGCGCAAUGCUGGGCGCGCGGAAGCGCCUAAAGACCUCCCCCAUGGGGGGGAUCGGCGGAUCCAGCGCAGCAGCGGAGUGGCUGGGCGCACACACGGCGACGGGUACGACCCGUGCAUGUGGCGAUGAAGGCAGGCGGACGCAGCAAGUGGAGAAGAAGCAGAGCGAGCGCAAGGAGGUGCGGGACGGUAUGCCCCAUGCGGCCUUCCUGCCGCACCCUCUCCUUCCCUCGCCGCCCAGCCACCACACGCGCGUUCCUCCGCGCCUCGCGCACUCACUCCCUCACGUCACCCCGCCACCAAAUCUUCAACUUCCCCCUCUCCACCACACCAGCGGCGCCCUACCCGCGCCUCGUUCCUACUCCCGCCCCUGCGCGUCCCCAUCCGCCCCUCAUGUCUCUGGUCUCGCGCGGACCGUCUCUGCCUCCUUCCCCACCACCAGCACCCCCACUUCCGCCUCCCUCUCCCCGCACUCCCUCCCGCACCAUUUCCUUGCUCCGCACUUGCGUCCCCCACACUCCCCCGCGCCACCAACGCACACUCCAGCCGCAAUGAGACUUGGUCUAGCAGACGCGGAAAGGGGGGGUGGGGGCGUGUGCGCGCAGGCAGCGCUGGUGCCCAAGAAGCGGUCCCUGUCAUGGGCAGGCGGGGAAGUGAGUGGCGCAUGGGGGAUGGAGAGCGCGGCAGGCAUGGCACACAUGACUCGUGAGCCUAUCACACCCGUGCAUCCAGGCAGAUAUGCGCAUAGCCCCUUCCCUGCGCUCACGGCUGCUGGAGGUGAGCUUUGCCCCCCUGCUGCUGCUCCAGCGGUGGGUGCGCAUGCUUGUGAGAGGGCUUGCGCUGUGGAUGCUUCUGGUGGGGAGAUGGAAACGGCGGCGAUUGCUGCGAGGAGUGGCGAAGGUGGGAUCGGCAAUGCGAGGAGGUGCGAGGAGGCGAGCAGGGAGGGCGAUGGCAGCAACAGGGCGGUGCCGCUGUGGAGUCAAGGGCUGCAGCGCAUUGCAUGGCUGCAGCUGCAGCACCGCCUGCUGCUCAUGAAACAGCGGCAGAUCGUGCAGCAGGGACAGGGGCAAGGGCAAGAGGUCCAUGGGGAUUCAGCUGAUGAGGCAAGGCGGGAAGAGCGCUUGGAGGUAACGCGUCAGAUCAAGCAGGUGUGGAUGGAGCAGCAACAGCAGCAGCAGCAGCAGCAGCAGCAGCAGCAGCAACAACAACAGCAGCAGGGGACAGAUCACAGGUGA
This is a messenger RNA of Closterium sp. Yama58-4, 2700 nucleotides long. Lineage: Eukaryota; Viridiplantae; Streptophyta; Zygnematophyceae; Desmidiales; Closteriaceae. The record is from the annotation of a GenBank genome assembly.